CACAAGCUGAAGUGCAUGAUAUAAGUGGCAAUCGAACCUAGUGUGCUGAUUAGAUGAGUUGAAGGCUUAGAGCAGAGAUUUAGUGACUCUGAUUGCACAUCAAGUUGUUGAGAGAACCUCAUCAGAAUGAGGAUUACGAUUUUUCUGUUGCUGAGUACCUUUGGGUACAUCGGCUGCACUCCGCUGAGGGAACGGCCUGUAAAUACAGACCACAAACCAAGCCAGUUUAAGGGACUCGAUGCAUACAAACUUCCAGAAGAUAUUAUUCCAUUGGAUUAUGUUAUACAUCUGAUUCCUUAUAUGAACGAUGCCCUGCCUCCCAAGAACUUCACAUUCGACGGACAAGUUCGCAUUCUAGUGCGUGUGGACAGAGCGACGAACCAUAUACGAAUGCACGCCAACGAUAUGACCAUCAUUAAUGAGUCGAUAAACGUGACAAACGUAGCAUCCCAAGAGACGGUGGAGGUCACUGCAGUUAAUCAGACUGAGCCUGGAGUUGACGACAGACACUUUCUGGAUAUUUUCCUCGCUGAAGAAUUAGUUCUUGAGGAAGAAUACGAAAUUUUCAUAAGUUUUAUAGGAAUCUUGAAUGAUGAAAUGGAGGGUUUCUAUCGAAGCAACUAUUUUGAGGAUGGAAAAGAAAAGUGGAUGCUUGCAACCCAAUUCGAGUCAACUGCAGCACGGAGAGCCUUCCCUUGCUUUGACGAGCCAGCAAUGAAAGCGACUUUUCAACUGAAUAUUGCGCGGCAGCCCGUUUGGAUAGUUUUGUCUAAUAUGGAAAAAUCCAUUCUGAAAGUUAAAUUAAAUUAUUACGAAUUAAAUAGGUCGGAGCCAGGUUUGGAGGAAUGGCUGUGGGUGCAUUUUGACAGAAGCGUGAGAAUGUCACCAUAUCUGGUCGCUUUCACUGUUGCCCAAUUUGGAAGUCUCCUAAGUCCAAUUGACGCACGGUUUAGGGUUUGGGCCAGGCCAGAAUACAUUCAAGCUGGUCGUUAUGCAAAUUUGGUGGCACCCAAAGUAGUGGGGUUUAUGGAGGAAUUCACUGGACACUUGUAUGCCCUGCCCAAAAUGGAUGAGAUAGCUAUUCCAGACUUUGCAGCUGGAGCUAUGGAAAACUGGGGACUAGUCACAUACAGAGAAACGGCUCUACUCUACGACGAGAAUAUUUCAACAACGUCCAGCAAACAAGGAACAGCGUCUGUUAUCGCUCACGAGUUGGCGCAUCAGUGGUUUGGAAAUUUGGUGUCGCCUAAAUGGUGGAGCAACACUUGGUUGAAUGAGGGGUUCGCGACAUUUUUCGCCGCUUAUGCAGGAUCGCACGUAGAAACUAAUAUGUCCCUGUACGAGCAGUUCGUAACUGACGACGUAGAUGCGGCUCUUAGGGUUGACGCACUCGAGUCUGCCCACCCCCUUGUGGACGAUACCGUAGAUAGUCCAGACGCAGCCUCCAGGAUUUUCGAUACCAUUUCGUACAGCAAAGGUGGCAGUGUCAUUAGGAUGAUGCUCAACUUCAUGCGAGAGGAAAAUUUUAAAAAGGGAAUAAAUGCUUAUCUCCAGGAAAUGAAAUUUGGAAACGCAGAUCAGGAUGAUUUAUGGCGUGGGUUGAGUACAGGCGUUCCUGACGGACUUCUCCCUGAGAGUGUGGAGUUCAAGGAUAUCAUGGACACUUGGGCCUUGCAGGCCGGUUACCCACUUAUCACAGUCACGAGAGAUUAUGAAACAAAUACCAUAAGUUUUUCCCAGAAACGUUUCUUUUCAACUCCGAAUGAUAAUGAGCACAAAGAAGUAUACUGGGUUCCAUUGACUAUGGUGGUGCAAGACCAAUUAGAAGAAAACGACAGCAUAACUUGGCUGUACAACGAAACUAUCACGAUCAACUCUCCUGCCGCUGACAAAUGGCUUCUCGUCAACAACGACAAAGUUGGUUACUACCGAGUAAACUAUGAUAAGGAAAACUGGAAAAAGCUAUCCGAGGCGAUAAAUGCGACGCAUUUGUUAGAUGAACUCAGCGUAAUUAACAGAGCUCAAUUGCUGAUGGACUCACUGGUGUUAGCAAGAGCCAAAGAAUUGGAUUACGAAACAGCUUUUGACACGACCAACUAUCUCGCUCAUGAGAAAGAAUUCACCCCUUGGAACGCUGCCCUCAAUGAGCUAUCUUAUGUUAGGGAUAGAAUGGUCGCAGAAGAUUCGACUAAGUUGCUCUUUGAGAGAUACAUGAAAAGCAGAAUGGGCCACCUCUAUGAACACGUCAAAGGAUUUAACGAUACCGAGCCAGAUGAGCAUGUUAUCCGUUUGCAAAAAGUUACGGUCUUAAGCUGGUUGUGCUCAAUGGGAGAUGAAGUUUGUAAUGAAGAUGGAUUUGCACUGUUUGACGAGUGGAGAAACGUAGAAAAUACUACAAUUCAUCCAGACUUAAAGAGCUUGGUUUACAAAUCUGGAAUUCGCAUGGGAGGCGAUGACGAAUACAACUUCCUCUACACAAAAUACAAAGGAACCAAUGAUUCAUCUGAAAUCAGUUUAAUUUUGAAUGCCAUGGGAUCUUCAAAUAACCAAGACUUACUUAAAAGGCUGUUGAGGGACUCAAUUGCAGAAGACUCUCCUUUCAAGUCCGAACACGCUCGUACAAUUCUCUCUGCGGUGCAGUCUAACCCUGUGGGAACCAACCUUGCACUUGAUUUUAUCAUCAACAACUUCUUCAACGCGAACAAACAGUGGGGUGAUAGUGGUAGCGUGUUUACUAGCAUUUCCAGCAGGCUCAAUACCAAUGAACACAAGCAAAAGAUUGAAAACUUCUUGGCUUCAAAUGGAGAAAAACUGACAGAAGCUGCAAAGAACAAUUUGAACUCAACUCUGCGUACUCUGGAAAUAAACUUGCAGUGGAACAGCGACCAUAAGCAAACCAUCGUGAUGUAUUUGACUCGCAAGAUAGGGGGCAACAGUGCGUCCCUGGCAAUGCUAUCACACGCUAUUUUACUGGUUGCUUUGGUCCUUCCAAAGCUUCUGUAAAAUCGGCAGCUGUGCGGGUCAUAGAAAAAAAUAAAAUUGAAUGCA
Messenger RNA from Cloeon dipterum, 3048 nucleotides. RefSeq names its product aminopeptidase N-like. The coding region runs from base 127 to 3003 and encodes 958 amino acids. Gene Ontology annotation, biological process: proteolysis; peptide catabolic process. The record is from RefSeq and is a predicted model, not a curated record. Gene Ontology annotation, molecular function: zinc ion binding; peptide binding; metalloaminopeptidase activity. Gene Ontology annotation, cellular component: cytoplasm. The transcript has 15 exons. NCBI's taxonomy places the organism in Eukaryota, Metazoa, Arthropoda, Insecta, Ephemeroptera, Baetidae.